GAAGCGAGCAACGAAAUUGAUAGCCACGUAAGAGAGAGAGAGAGAGAGAGACGGUGGGCUCACAGUCUCGGAUCGACGGGGUUCUUCUGGGGCUCCGGCGAAACUGAGCUCUGCGAGAUAGAGGGGGCGAAGAAGGAGAUGUCAGACCUAGACAGACAGAUAGAGCAGCUCAAGCGAUGCGAGCCCCUGAAGGAGUCCGAAGUCAAGGCUCUCUGCCUCAAAGCCAUGGAAAUCCUCGUCGAAGAAAGCAACGUCCAACGCGUCGACGCUCCCGUCACCAUAUGUGGAGAUAUUCACGGUCAGUUCUACGAUAUGAAGGAGCUUUUUAAGGUCGGAGGCGAUUGCCCCAAGACCAACUACUUAUUUCUAGGAGAUUUUGUUGACAGGGGAUUUUAUUCCGUCGAGACAUUCCUACUUCUGCUUGCUUUAAAGGUGAGAUACCCGGAUAGAAUAACACUGAUUCGAGGGAACCAUGAAAGCCGGCAGAUCACUCAGGUCUAUGGCUUCUACGACGAGUGCUUGCGAAAAUAUGGCUCUGCAAAUGUGUGGAGAUAUUGUACCGACAUCUUUGAUUACUUAAGUUUGUCUGCGCUUAUCGAGAACAAAAUCUUUAGUGUCCAUGGUGGUCUCUCUCCUGCCAUAUCCACCCUAGAUCAGAUUCGAACAAUUGACCGCAAGCAAGAAGUACCUCAUGACGGUGCAAUGUGCGAUCUCUUGUGGUCUGAUCCUGAGGAUAUUGUUGAUGGGUGGGGUUUGAGUCCCCGUGGUGCUGGUUUCCUAUUUGGUGGAAGUGUUGUGACUUCCUUCAAUCACUCCAAUAACGUUGACUAUAUAUGCCGUGCGCAUCAGUUGGUGAUGGAGGGAUAUAAAUGGAUGUUUAACGACCAAAUUGUGACAGUCUGGUCAGCUCCAAAUUACUGUUACAGAUGUGGUAAUGUAGCUGCUAUUCUGGAGCUCGAUGAGAACUUGAACAAACAGUUUCGCGUAUUUGAUGCUGCACCGCAGGAAUCAAGAGGCACUCCUGCCAAAAAACCGGCUCCAGAUUACUUCCUUUGAUUUUGUCUGUGAAGAUUAACUUUUUACACAUCCAAGAUGAUUUGCAUUCAUGUUGAAGAUGGUUAGACCCGCCAUUCAGUUAAGCCGGUGUAUUGGGUAGUUCAUCACCAGCUCCUACUGGCAGGGUUUGCCUGCGACCAUCUGUUUGGGUUGUUGGUUUUGCCUCAAAUUUUAUUUUUUAUUUUUUUUAUUUCGCAGGCUUCUACCAUAUGUAAUGUUUUGAUAGUGUGUAUUAAUUAGCGGCGUAUUAGAGGAACCCCCCCCCAAGAGAAGAGGACCAUCAUUCUUGUUUGUUUAGGAGAUGGAGUCACAGAAUCAGUGCUUCCGUUGAAAGAAAAAUAUGGAUAGCUGGACACCUGAGAGGAAUUUCUCAACAACAUUAAAUUUUGGGAAGACUUCCAAGAUCCAUUCUUGUUUUGUCUUCAGGAAGAAAUAAGAUUUAUGGUGUCCAUUGUUGACUGUGAUGUUUCCUCCUCCCUGUUAAUUAAGCAUAGCUCGGUGCUUUCAUUUUUGCUA
Rhodamnia argentea is the source of this 1572-nucleotide messenger RNA. RefSeq names its product serine/threonine-protein phosphatase PP-X isozyme 2. Gene Ontology annotation, biological process: peptidyl-serine dephosphorylation; double-strand break repair via homologous recombination. The transcript has 8 exons. Bases 139 to 1056 code for a protein of 305 amino acids. The record is from RefSeq and is a predicted model, not a curated record. Gene Ontology annotation, cellular component: cytoplasm; nucleus. NCBI's taxonomy places the organism in Eukaryota, Viridiplantae, Streptophyta, Magnoliopsida, Myrtales, Myrtaceae. Gene Ontology annotation, molecular function: protein serine/threonine phosphatase activity.